Molecule: messenger RNA, 444 nt
Organism: Sorex araneus (European shrew)
Lineage: Eukaryota; Metazoa; Chordata; Mammalia; Eulipotyphla; Soricidae
Product: protein LLP homolog
Exons: 3
Coding region: 1-384 (127 amino acids)
Biological process (GO): dendrite extension
Cellular component (GO): nucleolus
Molecular function (GO): RNA binding
Source: RefSeq, a predicted model, not a curated record
AUGGCGAAGAGCUUGAGGAGUAAGUGGAAAAGGAAAAUGCGGGCUGAAAGUAGAAAAAAGAAUGCCCCAAAGGAACUCAGCAGACUUAAAAGUAUUCUUAAAAUAGACACUGAUGUUAUAAUGAAAGAUGUUCAAGAGAUAGCAACUGUGGUGGAACCCCAAACAAAAAAAAAAAAAAUUGAAUGUGCAGUAAAGGAUGAAAAAGAUGACAUGAAAAUGGAGACUGACAUUAAGAGAAACAAGAAGAGUCUCCUAGAUCAGCAUGGACAGUACCCUAUCUGGAUGAACCCCAGGCAGAGGAAAAGACUGAAGGCACAGCGAGAGAAAAAGAAAGGCAAAAGCAGAGCAAAAGCAGCAAAAGCAGCUAAGGGUUUGGCAUGGUAGCCUCUUAAAAUAUUGAAAAGUACCAUAUAGGACAGUUCUUUGAUAAAUGUGUACACGGAU